AUGUCUGCUCUCCUCCGUCUGUCGGCCCGCAGAGCCGCUACCACCGUCUCUCCUCGCUCUUUUGUCCUUGCUAGAGGCUUGGCUUCUUCCUCCUCCUCUACCUUUGACUACCAGUACCCAAAGACUCAAACCACCACCCUCGCAAAUGGCCUCACUGUCGCCUCCGAAGCUAUCCCCAAUGCUAAAACCGCCACCGUCGGUGUCUGGAUUGAUGCCGGCUCCCGCGCUGAAAACCAGUACAAUAACGGUACCGCCCAUUUCCUCGAGCACCUGGCUUUUAAGGGAACUACAGGCAGAUCCCAACAGCAGCUUGAGCUUGAAAUUGAAAACAUUGGUGCCCACCUCAAUGCUUACACCUCCCGCGAAAACACCGUCUACUAUGCUAAAUCCUUCAAGGACGAUGUCCCCAAGACGGUCGAGGUCCUCGCUGACAUUCUCCAGAACUCUAAGCUCGAGGAACCCGCCAUUGAGCGUGAACGUGAGGUGAUUAUCCGUGAAUCUGAAGAGGUUGACAAGCAGUACGAAGAGGUUGUCUUUGACCACCUUCACGCAGUCGCCUUCCAGAAACAACCUUUGGGCCGCACCAUUCUUGGCCCCCGUGAAAACAUCCUCGCCAUCACCCGCGCUGAGCUCACCAACUACAUCUCUAAGAACUACAAGGCCGACCGCAUGGUCCUUGUCGGCGCCGGCGCCGUUGAGCACGAAGAACUCGUUGCCCUUGCCGAAAAGCACUUUGCCGGCCUCCCCUCUUCCCCUACCCCCAUUGCCCCUGGCGCUGGCUCCCGCUCCGCCUUUGAUGUCCCCAACUUUGUUGGCUCUGAGGUCCGUCUUCGUGACGAUACCGUCCCCACCGCCCACAUUGCCAUUGCCGUCGAGGGUGUCUCCUGGUCUUCCCCUGACUACUACACCGCUCUUGUCGCUCAGGCCGUCAUUGGCAACUGGGACCGUGCCCUUGGCAAUGCUACCCUCCAGGGCUCCAAGCUUACCUCCAUUGUCUCCCAGAACCAACUCGCCAACUCGUUCCUCUCCUUCUCCACCUCUUACUCAGACACUGGUCUCUGGGGUAUCUACCUUGUUUCCGAGAACCGUUCCAACCUCGAUGACUUGGUUCACUUCACCCUUAAGGAGUGGAACCGUCUUUCCGUCUCCGUGACCCCUGCCGAGAUUGAGCGUGCCAAGUCCCAGCUUAAGGCCUCCCUCCUCCUUUCUCUUGACGGUACUACUGCCGUUGCUGAGGACAUUGGUCGCCAAAUCAUCACCACUGGUCGCCGCCAGUCUCCCGCCGAGGUUGAGCGCGCCAUCAAUGCCAUUACAGAAAAGGACGUCAAGGCCUGGGCCCAGAAGUACCUCUGGGAUAAGGACAUUGCCAUUGCCGCCUUUGGCUCUAUCGAGGGUCUCCUUGAUUACCAGAGAAUCAGAAACGACAUGAGCAUGAUGAGAUGGUAA
Molecule: messenger RNA, 1446 nt
Organism: Magnusiomyces paraingens
Lineage: Eukaryota; Fungi; Ascomycota; Dipodascomycetes; Dipodascales; Dipodascaceae
Exons: 1
Coding region: 1-1446 (481 amino acids)
Cellular component (GO): mitochondrion
Molecular function (GO): metalloendopeptidase activity; metal ion binding
Source: RefSeq, a predicted model, not a curated record